This is a messenger RNA of Arctia plantaginis, 1191 nucleotides long. Lineage: Eukaryota; Metazoa; Arthropoda; Insecta; Lepidoptera; Erebidae. The record is from the annotation of a GenBank genome assembly.
AUGUCGGCGGCAACAAAAGGUAUAUUUAUUGUGGGCGCUAAGCGCACCGCGUUCGGUACUUUCGGCGGCGUAUUCCGAAACACAUCAGCCACUGAACUGCAGACUGCAGCCAUGGCAGCAUCACUAAAGGAAGCCGGUGUGGCUCCCGAGCAAGUAGAUACGGUCGUCGUUGGACAAGUCAUGUCGGCAUCUCAAACCGAUGGCAUUUAUACGCCCCGUCACGCCGCGCUCAAGGCUGGUAUCCCUAAAGAAAAGCCAGUGUUGGGCAUCAACAGACUGUGUGGGUCUGGUUUCCAAUCAGUUGUAAAUAGUGCACAGGACAUCCUAACCGGUGCAGCUAAGAUUUCUCUUGCUGGCGGAGUUGAAAAUAUGUCUCAAGCACCCUUCGCUGUCCGAGGAGUAAGGUUCGGAACUGCCCUAGGGUCCAGCUACGCCUUCGAAGACACAUUAUGGGCUGGUCUCACGGAUUCCUACUGUGGUCUCCCUAUGGGUAUGACCGCGGAAAAACUUGGUGCCCAGUUCGGAAUCACCAGGGAUGAAGUUGAUAACUUUGCUUUGAGGUCUCAGCAAAGAUGGAAGGCUUCCAAUGACGCUGGAGUAUUUAAGGCGGAAAUCGAACCCUUUACCUUAACGAUUAAGCGUAAGGAGGUCCAAGUGGCGGUUGACGAGCACCCUCGCCCGCAGACCACGAUUGAGGGUCUAAAGAAACUGCCUCCUGUAUUCAAGAAGGAGGGCCUUGUUACCGCUGGCACAGCUUCGGGUAUCAGUGAUGGUGCUGGAGCCAUUCUUCUAGCUAGUGAAGAAGCAGCAAAAGGUUUGAAGCCCCUCGCCAGGCUCGUGGGCUGGUCUUACGUAGGAGUAGACCCUAGCAUCAUGGGAGUUGGACCAGUACCUGCUAUCGAGAACUUGCUCAAGGUCACCAAAAUGACACUGAAUGACAUCGAUCUUAUCGAGAUCAACGAAGCCUUCUGCGCUCAGACCUUAGCGUGUGCUAAGGCCCUGAAGCUAGAUAUGGAGAAGUUGAACGUUAAUGGUGGAGCAACCGCACUUGGACAUCCUCUUGGUGCUUCUGGAUCACGAAUCACCGCCCAUUUGGUGCAUGAACUGAAACGCCGUGGACUCAAGCGUGCGAUUGGCUCGGCGUGUAUCGGCGGUGGACAAGGCAUCGCUGUAAUGAUCGAAUCUGUCUAA